AGAGAUACACACGCUCAUCUCCCAGCAUCAGCAGCACAGCUAUAUAACCUCAGCAUCACGCAGCUCGUCACAAUACACUCCGCAGGAACCGCCACGCACGGAGGAGAGCAUGUAACUCCCGUCACAAAGGACACACCGCAAGAAACAGGGUUUGAUCAUGACAAAGUCCUACUUAGAAGACAGCGAGAUGCCGGAGUCCCAGAAUACUGCAAACUGGACUGACGAGCGUCUUGACGAUCACGAAAUGGAAAAGAAAAACGGACAAAUGGAAACGAUCACUAAGGAUGGUGAUGACGAUGAAGAUGCGAUCAAAGGACUUGAAUAUGAUGAUGAGGAAGAAGAUGAGGAGGAGGAGGACGACGACGAUAAGCCCAAGAGACGUGGACCCAAAAAGAAGAAAAUGACAAAAGCUCGGCUGCAGAGGUUCAAACUGAGGCGCGUGAAGGCGAAUGCGCGAGAGAGGAACCGCAUGCACGGGCUCAAUGACGCGCUUGAGAGUUUGCGUAAAGUUGUGCCAUGUUACUCGAAAACCCAGAAACUGUCGAAAAUUGAAACACUGAGGCUGGCGAAAAAUUAUAUAUGGGCUCUCUCAGAGAUCUUGCGUUCGGGUAAAAGUCCGGAUCUGAUGUCCUUUGUGCAGGCCCUAUGCAAAGGAUUGUCCCAGCCAACCACUAAUUUGGUAGCAGGGUGUCUCCAGCUGAACCCCAGAACUUUCCUUCCAGAACAGAGUCAGGAAAUACCCUCCCACAUGCAAACAGCAAGUGCUUCCUUCACCUCGCACCCCUACUCCUAUCAAAACCCUGGUCUUCCCAGCCCUCCGUAUGGUACAAUGGACAGCUCCCAUAUCUUUCAUGUCAAGCCGCAUUCGUACGGAAGCGCUCUCGAACCGUUCUUUGAAACCCCCCUGACGGACUGCACCAGCCCCUCCUUCGACGGACCCCUGAGCCCACCUCUGAGCGUGAACGGGAACUUUUCCUUCAAACACGAGUCCUCUUCAGAGUUCGAGAAGAACUACGCCUUCAGCAUGCACUACCCGGGGGCGGGUCUGGCGGGAGCUCAGGGCCACGCUUCCCUUUACGGAGGCGCCGCGCAGCGCUGCGACAUCCCCAUGGAGAACAUAAUGGCAUACGAUGGUCAUUCUCACCACGAGAGAAUCAUGAACGCGCAGCUUAGUGCUAUAUUCCACGAGUAAUUGGUUACUUAACGAGAAGAAACGGCCACAGACUUCUGGUUAAGCGUUCACGCAUUCGGGUAUCGGUAAUACAAAAGUGGAAAUUAUCACACGCUUAAACUCAUGUAUGUAUUGUUGUUACUGCCUUUAGGAGAAGUGGGGACGCACAUUCCUACUGACUCAUUAUAUUUUGCGCUUCUACGCGGGUCACAAUCAAAAACUGAAGUGGCCAUAUUCAGAAUGCGUAUAUUAUAUGAAUCAUGUAACAAAAUCACGAGCAAUAAUUAGGAAACUAUGCAAUUUUAAACGAAUAACGGGCCAAUCAAGAAAAUGAAGAUUUAUAUUUUUCAACCAGCAUUUUACUACAGAUCUAUCCCAUACUGAAUUAUUUUGUUGUGAUUUUGUACAGAAUUGUUAUUUAAAUUUUAUAAAAAUCGAUUUGUUGUUUCAUCCCACGCGGCUCCAUUACUGUCCUGUAAAAUAUAACAUUAUCUCUUGUUUAUACAAAUCAGUGAUGACGAUAGUAAUAAAGUAACGCGCAGACGAGUGCUUAAAUCUGCUGUGUUGCCUUAGCAUUUCUUUAUUUCAAAUCAUGCACCUCAAAGCACAAUUUUGACAAUGGGAUUUCCCUCAGAACUGAUCAAAUUUGCAUCGGUGGACAUGACAGCGCUGGAAGUUCAUUAUUGCUAUUGGGUGAAUGGAUAUAUAGGCCUAUAUAUACCUGCUAAGUAAUUUAAAUAGAUUAAUUAACGCAUUAUGAUCACUGGAAAUAUGCACCCAAGCUAUUUAUUUCGUGAUUCAUCUUUGUGUCCAUCUUAAUAUGCUGUUACGACAGGUGUUUUUUUUUUUUUAUAAAACGGUAUUAUCAUAAAUGUAGAACGAGGAGGUUUCUUUUUAAAUUUCAAAAUAAUAAAACAUGGUACGUGAUACUUGCAGAUGACAAGGUUGUGUAGUAAUUCCUCAAUAUUUAGCACAAUAGAUGCUGCAUGUCUGAUGCAGCCCAGACUAAUCGAAGUGUUCAGACGAUUCGUCUUGAAUGUAUUUGUACUCUGUAUUUCCUGUAGGCCUGUAUGGUGUGAUGUAUUGCAGCAGCGUAUUGCAACUUCAAAUAAUAUUUCUGAACCGGUUAUGAUACAGAGCCUAAUCAAGACUGGGUCAGAAAUCUGCGUGUCUCUUACAAUGUGAUUUAUUUGUGCAUACUUCCCAUGGGAUUUUUCUGAUUACGUUUGCAACGCGCAAAUUAUUAUUUGUACAAUAAAUUCAAUUAUGACAAUUUUGGCAUUACUAUUUUGUUAACCCGUUGAUUGUACAUUCUAAAGUCCUUAACAUGUGGAAACGUCAGUGCGUUUAGUGGACUUCAGUGCGUUUUCUGAAGGUUUG
This is a messenger RNA of Megalops cyprinoides (Indo-Pacific tarpon), 2551 nucleotides long. RefSeq names its product neurogenic differentiation factor 1-like. Bases 158 to 1192 code for a protein of 344 amino acids. Lineage: Eukaryota; Metazoa; Chordata; Actinopteri; Elopiformes; Megalopidae. Gene Ontology annotation, molecular function: protein dimerization activity. Gene Ontology annotation, biological process: nervous system development; regulation of DNA-templated transcription. The record is from RefSeq and is a predicted model, not a curated record. The transcript is spliced from 2 exons.